UUGCGUAAAAUCGUUCACUCUUCAGUUUGUGUAACAAUGGCAGACGAGGUGAUUCUCUUGGAUUUCUGGCCUAGCAUGUUCGGCAUAAGGGUCAGAAUUGCAUUGGCAGAGAAAGGGGUCAAGUAUGAGUACAAAGAGGAGGAUUUGAGGAACAAGAGCCCUUUGCUUUUGCAGAUGAACCCGAUUCAUAAAAAGAUCCCAGUUCUUGUUCACAAUGGGAAACCUGUCUGUGAAUCUUCCGUCAUUGUUCAGUACAUUGAUGAGGUUUGGAAGGAUAAAGCUCCUUUGCUUCCCUCUGAUCCUUAUGACCGCGCUCAAGCUAGAUUCUGGGUUGAUUUCAUUGACAAAAAGUUAUAUGAUGCUGGGAGGAAGACAUGGAGCACAACAGGUGAAGAGCAGGAGGCGGCAAAGAAGGAAUUCGUUGAAGUAAUCAAGACCUUGGAAGGGCAGCUUGGAGACAAGCCUUACUUCGGAGGCGAGACCUUUGGGUAUGUCGACUUAUCUUUGAUCCCUUUCUACUGCUGGUUUCACACAUUUGAGACGUUUGCCAAGUUCAGCGUAGCAGCAGAGUGCCCCAAAUUCACUGCGUGGGCUAAGAGAUGUAUGCAGAAGGAAAGUGUUGCAAAGUCACUCCCUGAUGAGAAGAAAGUUCUGGGAUUUGUUGCAGAGAUGAGGAAGAAGUUUGGGGUAGAAUAGGCAGAAUUUUGCAAAUGGGGA
Molecule: messenger RNA, 717 nt
Organism: Pistacia vera
Lineage: Eukaryota; Viridiplantae; Streptophyta; Magnoliopsida; Sapindales; Anacardiaceae
Product: probable glutathione S-transferase
Exons: 2
Coding region: 37-696 (219 amino acids)
Biological process (GO): glutathione metabolic process
Cellular component (GO): cytoplasm
Molecular function (GO): glutathione transferase activity
Source: RefSeq, a predicted model, not a curated record